This is a messenger RNA of Amaranthus tricolor (Joseph's coat), 774 nucleotides long. RefSeq lists its product as uncharacterized. The record is from RefSeq and is a predicted model, not a curated record. The coding region runs from base 1 to 774 and encodes 257 amino acids. NCBI's taxonomy places the organism in Eukaryota, Viridiplantae, Streptophyta, Magnoliopsida, Caryophyllales, Amaranthaceae. Gene Ontology annotation, molecular function: catalytic activity. The transcript has 2 exons.
AUGAAUUGUCUUUUCUGGAACAUUCGGGGAAUUGGGAAAGGGGAAAAAACUCUAUCAAUUAGAUCUCUUGUUAAGAAGAAAAAUGUGUCAUUCAUGGGUUUAGCAGAAACAAAACAUCGAAAACCUUUUCAGUCCAGACUAAAAAGGUUAUGGGGGAAUGAUGACUAUGAUUACUUCAAACAUACGGGAAGUAGAUGGAUCCUCAUAGAAGGGCGGAUCAAUAGCCAAAACUUCGAGUGCUGCAUAGGGGUCAUCUACGGGCACAAUGAUAGACUUAGUAGAUUGAUGAUGUUUGAGGAGCUCAAAGUGAAGGCGGGGUCUAUAAACAAACCAAUCCUUGUCCUUGGAGACUUCAAUGUUACAAUACACUCAGGGGAAAGAACAGGAGCCGUCACAUGUAUCCGUAGUAUGAGGGAUUUCUCCAAGUGGAUAAAUGAUUUAAGGUUACUUGAUAUUCCGCUUCAUGGGGUGAGGUUUACAUGGAGAAGAAAUGAGUCCAAAAGCAGGCUGGAUAGAGCCUUAUGUGACAAUGAAUGGUUGACAAGAUUCCCAAACAUGAACUUGAUGGGCCUAAGUAGAAGUUUCUCAGACCAUAAUCCCCUGCUCCUGGUGUUGGAAGUGUGCAAUGACUGGGGCCCGAAACCCUUCAGAUGUUAUGAUGCUUGGUUCCUGCACCCGAAUUUCAAAAACUUCAUCAUCAACGAAUGGCAUAGAGCUCCUAAUGUACCACUACACACCAAGUUAAAAAUUCUGAAGACCCCUCUAAGAACCUAG